Messenger RNA from Punctularia strigosozonata HHB-11173 SS5, 888 nucleotides. RefSeq lists its product as uncharacterized. The record is from RefSeq and is a predicted model, not a curated record. Gene Ontology annotation, biological process: fatty acid beta-oxidation. Lineage: Eukaryota; Fungi; Basidiomycota; Agaricomycetes; Corticiales; Punctulariaceae. Gene Ontology annotation, cellular component: mitochondrion. The transcript is spliced from 9 exons. Gene Ontology annotation, molecular function: enoyl-CoA hydratase activity. Bases 1 to 888 code for a protein of 295 amino acids.
AUGCUUCUCUUGCCACAGCAGCGCUACAUAUGCCUUUCGGUGCAUAUUCGAAGGCUCAUUACUACCUCUGCCUCUCGCGAGGCUUACCUUGAAACUCUACCAUCUCAUGAAGGGAUCACUUGCCUCUCGUUGAACAGGCCCCGUAGCAAGAAUGCGAUCUCCAUUCGCAUGCUACAGGAGCUUCAUGAGUGCCUGGAUCACGUCCACUACGACAAGAGGCAAACAUUCCUCCCAUUGGUCCAUACACGGGUGUUGAUUAUACGAUCUUCUUCUUCGGGCGCCUUCUGUGCCGGCGCUGAUCUAAUUGAGAGGAGAACCAUGUCCCCGGUGCAGGUUAACAAGUUUCUUGUCGACCUACGCAAUGGACUGCACAAGUUAGAAACUGCACCUGUACCAACUAUUGCGGCCAUCGACGGACCGGCUUUGGGGGGCGGUUUGGAACUCGCUUUGGCCGCCGACUUACGGGUAGCCGGUAUAGAUGUAACCAAGAUCGGCUUGCCAGAAACUAAACUUGGAAUCAUUCCCGGGGCAGGCGGGACACAGCGCGUUACCCGCCUACUCGGUCUGGCAAAGGCGAAAGACAUGAUCUUCACUGGUCGCAUGUUGACGGCUCAAGAAGCGCACGCGUGGGGCCUAGUCGAUUACGUCUCAGAAGAAGGCUCCUCGGGGUUUUACAGAGCGUUGCAGCUCGCUCAAAGCAUUGCUGCAAAUGCGCCGCUUGCCCUUCGUGCUGCGAAGCAAGCGAUAUCAAGGGCACCAGAGCUAGCAUUGGAGCCGGGUUUAGACUUCGAACGGGCAUCGUACGAGCCCUUGCUUCACAGUAAGGAUCGCAUAGAAGCACUGGAAGCAUUCCAGGAGAAACGCGUCCCGAUCUUCAAGGGCGAAUAG